Molecule: messenger RNA, 1423 nt
Organism: Helicoverpa armigera (cotton bollworm)
Lineage: Eukaryota; Metazoa; Arthropoda; Insecta; Lepidoptera; Noctuidae
Product: putative nuclease HARBI1
Exons: 2
Coding region: 147-1400 (417 amino acids)
Source: RefSeq, a predicted model, not a curated record
GGCUUAUUACACUUUGCUAAAUUUAGUAGCCUAAUUAGGAUUCAGAAAAAGAACGAAAUUAGAAGCUUCUAAUCACACUGUUCUAAAUAUAGUUACUAAAUCAGUUGCCUGCUGAAACGCAACAAAGGCGGACGUUUAUAAAUAAAAUGGCUCCAGUGCUGUCCAAAAAUCAAAAAAUUGGCCUCGCCGUGGCUGUGGCCGUUGGGUCCAUCAAAAUAAAGGAAAAGAAAAGAAAGACGUGGGUCAAGGAAUAUUUAUUACUGCGGGACAAGUUAUCAAACAUGAAUAUAAUGAGUGUUUUAGAACCGGCAGACUUCAGAAAUUAUCUUCGAAUGGAUUCAAGAUCGUUCGAUAUUUUACUAAGUCUUGUGACACCAUAUAUACAAAAACAAAAUACUUUUUUAAGAGACAGUGUUAGCGCAAAACAAAGACUGGUAGUAACAUUACGAUUUCUUGCAACAGGGAAUUCAUACCAAGAUUUGAAAUACAGUUCUCUAAUAUCUCAAUCCUUGCUGUCAAUAAUUAUCCCUGAAACCUGUUCGGCUAUUUAUACAUGUUUGGAACAUUAUAUAAAGUUGCCGCAAACAGAAUCAGAAUGGAUACAAGUAGCAGCUGACUUCGAAGAUAAAUGGAAUUUCAAUCACUGUAUUGGAGCUUGCGAUGGUAAACAUAUUGGCAUCGAAAAACCGCCCGGAAGUGGUUCUCUAUUUUACAACUAUAAAGGCUUUUUCAGUGUCAUAUUAUUUGCUGUUGUCAAUGCGAAUUAUGAAUUCAUGUACGUCCAAACUGGUACCAAUGGCUCCGUUAAUGAUGCAGCCGUAUUUGAAUCUACAAAGUUCCAUCAAAAACUAGUUAAUGGUUGUUUGAAUUUGCCACCAUCUUCUCCACUACCAGGCACAGAAACACACGCUCCAUAUGUUCUAAUUGGGGAUAGUGCUUUUUCCAUUAACAGACAUUUCAUGAAACCAUAUCCGUUUAAGGGUAUUAGCCAUGAAAGAAGAAUAUUCAACUAUCGCUUAAGUAGAGCCCGUAGAGUGGUGGAGAAUGCCUUCGGCAUAUUGGCUUCGCGUUUUAGAGUACUACGGAGAACCCUCAGUAUAGAUCUCUCCAACGUAGAUGCCGUGGUAAUGGCAUGUUGUGCUUUACACAAUUAUUUGAGUAAACGGGAGCCAGGUUAUAUAACCAGAAAAUGGAUAGAUCAUGAAAAUACUUCACUAGGCUCAAUACAUCAAGGGGAAUGGCGGAAACAUACUGAUGGAUUGACUUCGUUAAAGAACACAAGUAAAAGCCAGCGUAAUGAAGAAGGAAACCAAGUUCGAAACACAUUCAUGAAUUAUUUCAACUCGGUUGGGAGAGUUGCGUUUCAAGAUAAAAUGAUUAAUGCUGUACCUACUGUUUAAUAAAUAAUUAAAAUAUAUGUACC